This is a messenger RNA of Heterocephalus glaber (naked mole-rat), 3533 nucleotides long. It is a transcript of the gene Slc6a2, whose product is annotated as solute carrier family 6 member 2. NCBI's taxonomy places the organism in Eukaryota, Metazoa, Chordata, Mammalia, Rodentia, Bathyergidae. Gene Ontology annotation, biological process: dopamine uptake involved in synaptic transmission; amino acid transport; sodium ion transmembrane transport. Gene Ontology annotation, molecular function: norepinephrine:sodium symporter activity; neurotransmitter:sodium symporter activity; dopamine:sodium symporter activity. The record is from RefSeq and is a predicted model, not a curated record. Gene Ontology annotation, cellular component: plasma membrane; neuronal cell body membrane; presynaptic membrane.
CCGGCCGCACCCAUUCUCCUGGCGCGGAUGAGCUCGCAGGUGCAGCCCGAGAACAGCGGAGCAGACCCGGAGUCCUCGCAACCCUUGCGGGGGUGCAAACCUGCGGAGCUGCUGGUGGUAAAGGAGCGCAACGGCGUCCAGUGUCUCCUGGCUCCCCAAGACGGGGACGCGCAGCCUCGGGAGACCUGGGGCAAGAAGAUCGACUUUCUGCUGUCCGUGGUCGGCUUUGCCGUGGACCUGGCCAACGUGUGGCGCUUCCCCUACCUCUGCUACAAGAACGGUGGCGGUGCCUUCCUGAUCCCAUACACCCUGUUUCUCAUCAUUGCUGGGAUGCCUCUGUUCUACAUGGAGCUGGCUCUGGGGCAGUACAACCGGGAGGGGGCAGCCACAGUGUGGAAGAUCUGCCCUUUCUUCAAAGGAGUUGGCUAUGCUGUGAUCCUUAUGGCCUUCUACGUUGGCUUCUACUACAAUGCCAUCAUCGCCUGGUCAUUGUACUACCUCUUUGCCUCCUUCACUUUGAACCUGCCCUGGACUGACUGUGGCCACGCCUGGAAUAGCCCCAACUGCACUGAUCCCAAGCUCUUCAACAGCUCUGUGCUGGGCAACCACACCAAGUACUCCAAGUACAAGUUCACACCGGCAGCAGAGUUUUAUGAGCGUGGUGUCCUGCAUCUUCACGAGAGCAGCGGGAUUCACGACAUUGGCCUGCCCCAGUGGCAGCUCCUACUCUGUCUGAUGGUCAUCGUCAUCAUCCUGUAUUUCAGCCUCUGGAAAGGAGUGAAGACAUCAGGCAAGGUGGUGUGGAUCACAGCCACGCUGCCUUACUUCGUGCUGUUUGUGCUCCUGGUCCAUGGCAUCACACUGCCCGGCGCCUCCAAUGGCAUCAGCGCCUACCUGCACAUCGACUUCUACCGUCUGAAGGAAGCCACGGUGUGGAUUGAUGCUGCAACUCAGAUAUUUUUUUCCUUGGGGGCUGGAUUUGGAGUAUUGGUUGCAUUUGCCAGUUACAACAAAUUUGACAACAACUGUUACAGGGAUGCCCUGCUGACCAGCACCAUCAACUGUGUCACCAGCUUCAUCUCUGGGUUCGCCAUCUUCUCCAUCCUUGGUUACAUGGCCCAUGAACACAAGGUCAACAUUGAGGACGUUGCCACUGAAGGAGCUGGUCUCGUGUUCAUCCUAUACCCAGAAGCCAUUUCUACCCUGUCGGGAUCUACAUUCUGGGCCAUCUUGUUUUUCAUCAUGCUCCUGACUCUGGGUCUUGACAGCUCAAUGGGAGGCAUGGAAGCAGUCAUCACAGGCCUGGCUGAUGACUUCCAAGUCCUGAAGCGACACCGGAAACUCUUCACAUUGGGUGUCACCCUUAGCACCUUCCUUAUGGCCCUGUUUUGCAUAACCAAGGGUGGAAUUUACGUCCUGACUCUACUGGACACCUUUGCAGCAGGCACCUCCAUCCUGUUUGCAGUGCUCGUAGAAGCCAUUGGAGUUUCCUGGUUUUAUGGUGUGGACAGGUUCAGCAAUGACAUCCAGCAGAUGAUGGGGUUUAAGCCGGGACUGUACUGGAGAUUGUGCUGGAAGUUCUUCAGCCCAGCCUUCCUCCUGUUUGUGGUGGUGGUCAGCAUCAUCAACUUCAAACCACUCACCUAUGAUGACUACGUCUUCCCUGCCUGGGCCAACUGGGUUGGGUGGGCCAUUUCCCUCUCAUCCAUGGCCCUGGUUCCUGCCUACAUCAUCUACAAGUGCCUCAGCACGCCGGGCUCUCUUCGAGAGAGACUGGCUUAUGGCGUCACACCAGAGAAUGAGCACCACCUGGUGGCCCAGAGGGAAAUCAGGCAGUUCCAGUUGCAACAUUGGCUGGCCAUCUGAAUCUGACCCUGAGGAGGAGGAACCCACCGUGCCCAGGUCCGGGUCAAAGACCGCUGCUUCGCUCCCACCCUGGACACUGUCUUGGAAUUCUUCUCCCAGAAGAUGCCCUUUCCAACCUCUUCUUUUCUUGAUUACAAAUGACAGUGACAAUGAUUUUUGUUUGCCUCUGUUCAUCUGGCCUAGGGCCUGUGAGUGUGAAGGAUUGGUGAGCUUCAAGGAGGAGGAAGCAGUAAAAAUGACUUGUGGGAACCCUGAUUUGGUGGGAGAGUGGAUCUCACCACUUUGAAAUUCCACUCAAGCUAAAAUUCAUGGCUCAGUUAGACUCUUCUACCACAUUUACUUGUACUUUGGGCCGCAGAAGAAAACCUCAUUUCACCCAAUCUGAGAUAGGAUGGGCUUUAGAUCAGACACCAAAUGCCAUCAAAAAGUCUAGCUCAGUUUGGUGUACAAAUGUACAGAUGGGGGAUCAUAGGUCUCCCUGUCUUGCUCACCCCAGUCAGCAUUCUGGUGUCUGAACCUCAUUUUGGGAAUUUCAAUUUAUUUGCCUCUAAAAUGAAAUCACCAGAAUGAUGCUUUGGGGGCCUUGAGCAGAAACCUUCAUAGUUUUCAUUCUGGCUAUCUGAACUUGAUUUGUUUAUGAUUGAGAAUGUUCCAUCUGAUGUUCAGAUGGUCCACAGCCAUGGAUGUCAGGGAAGGAAUGUAGGUGAACCAGAGUGAGCAGGGUCCCCAAAAUAUCUGUACUAGGUAGAGGCCACUUGGUCAACCAUGUGUACUGAAGCCACAUGCUAGUUCUGUGAGGCACAUGGGAUCCUUAAAACCCAUUGGUGGUUCUUGAGAUCUUGGGGAAAUGAGACAGGAACUUGGGGAAGCCAAAUGUGUGGCUACACCACAGGACUCUGCUGUCCUUAUGGGACCAAGUGGGUGACAAACUGUCCUGGCUAUUUACUGUUCACAGACAUCAGGAAAGCCUUACCUGGGUAUCUCAGCACAUACCAGGGGUCCUGAGUGCUAGGGAGUUGACCCUGAAAACUCCCUUUGUCUCUUGUCAAGGAUUAGGAACUUUGGGGAUGUAGGCACUUUGGGGAUGACAUCCCAAUCACUCAAAUUGAGAAAAUAUUCUUAGUAGGAAAACAGGUUGGUGGAUUUAGGGCAUUCCUAGGUUUACUUCUGAUAAAACUCUCAAGUGGUGGUGGUUAGUUUCAGUUCUGUGAGAAAUUAUUGGUGAUUUGGAAAAAUUGGGAUUCAGUUGAGAUUUCUGUUUAUGAGUUGAGUCUCUUAUGAACUCAUUGGGAAUCUAAAAUUGUGGGUUCCUAUUUUGACUGUGGGAGCCCCUAUAGCACAUGAGAUCACUUCACUUACCCUGGGAGUAUGGGGGGCACAUUGAGAAUGUGCUGUAGCUAAAGCCAGGACAUCUGUGAACCCCUCAAUGCCGUGAGAAGAGGGAUGGGUGGAGCCAUUUGGAGAGAGAGAUGACUUAUUUCUGAGAGCUCUGGGGUUUUUCUGCUGAAUCAAGACCUUUAAGUCAUUCUUUAGAGAAUAAAGAGAGGAAAUGAGCAGUCUUUUGAUCUUUCAUUUUAAAAAGGCCAGCUUAAGGCCUGAGAUUGCCUAAGUGGAACAUGUGUUAGGCCCUUGGGAAAGAUGAGGCCAGGUGCACACAAAUGGAGUGG